This is a messenger RNA of Aspergillus versicolor CBS 583.65, 4479 nucleotides long. Its product is annotated as putative ABC transporter. Gene Ontology annotation, cellular component: membrane. Gene Ontology annotation, molecular function: ATP binding; ABC-type transporter activity; ATP hydrolysis activity. The record is from RefSeq and is a predicted model, not a curated record. The coding region runs from base 1 to 4479 and encodes 1492 amino acids. Lineage: Eukaryota; Fungi; Ascomycota; Eurotiomycetes; Eurotiales; Aspergillaceae. Gene Ontology annotation, biological process: transmembrane transport. The transcript has 3 exons.
AUGCCCCCUUCGCAGCUCGCCCUCGCGGCCUCCUCGACCGCCUGCGCUGUCGCCGGUGCGCUGACGACUCCACACGCAUACACCUUGGUCGCCAGCUGUCGCAAUAAACCCUACAAUUUGCUUGCGUCGGACAGCGAUGAUGAAACAAUCACAACCGGGAAAUUACCUCGAUCACUGUGGCAGCGCGUCUGCCUUGUGCUGGUAGGCGCUGUAGGCACGGCCGCCGCCUUCUGGUCAUGGAUGAGCACGGAUGCCUCAACGACAGCUAAAAUCCUUCAAUUUGUGGCAUGGGCUGCGAUUCUAUUUCAAGAAAUCGUCAUCGCAACCCGCCAAAAUCCCGCAGAUAGGUAUAGCCUAGGGUGGUACAGCGCCGUGCCUGCCUUGGCUACUGGCCUUUCAAUUGUCGUACCCGAUCUUCUAGCCUUGCACAGCGAUGAGCGCAUUGCUGCCCUGGAUGCUCAGGAUGCCCUGUCCAUCGUUCAAUUGGUGGCCGCGGUUAUUUUGCUGGCUGUCGACCUAUCCCUUCCCCGAGGGCCGGUUGUGUACCGUGACGGCAGGCUGGUCGAUCAAAAAGAUUCUGUCUCGUUUCUUAACCGUUACACAUUCGCUUGGGCAAUGAGGACCCUGUCCCUCGCUGCGAAUAAUGGCCGACUUAACCCGGAAGACCUGCCGCUCGUUGCCCAGGAGGUUCGUGCUCAGACUCUCUCUGAGAACUUCUUUGCCGGUGACUCUACGUCGGUUCAAUGGAAGAGAUGGUUCCAGCUUUACUGGCGGAAUGCGGUCGCUCAAAUUACAAUCCAACUGUUCAGUGGUGCAGUGCGCUUCCUGCCGAACUUUCUGCUUUUGAUCAUUCUCCGGCUCUUCGAGGAGCGUGAUGCCGGGGUCGACAACCAGCUGCAGUUGUGGCUGGCUGCAUUGGCCCUUGGGCUGUCGUUAGUUGGAACGUCCUGGUUAGAAUCACUCAGGAACUUCAUUGCCGAUCUGAAGAUUUCGCUGCCAGUCAACGAACAGCUGUUUGCUAUAAUCACGAAGAAGGCAAUGGGCCUGAAAGACAUCGUGGCCCCUGCCCAAGAUACCGAUACAGAUGAGGAUGAGGAAGAUGAUGAGACUGAUGAAGCUCCUCGAACAAAGCACUCGAUUUUGAACUUGCUUGGAGUCGAUGUGGAAAAUAUAUCCGACUUUAUUCAGUACAGCCACCUUCUGCUUGACUCUGUUGUCGAGCUUGUUCUGACCACUAUCUUCCUGGUAUACCUCAUGGGAUGGAAGUCCACAGUGGCUGCCUGCAUAAUCCCCUUUUCACUGACUGCAGUCUAUUUCACGAUCACGAAGAAAUACAGCGAAAAGGAACAAGCGCUGAUGGAUCGCCGCGACGAGAAAUCAGCCUCCCUAACUGAAAUGGUCCGCGGCAUACGGCAGAUCAAGUUCAGCGCCCUCGAGUCUGAAUGGUACCAGAAAGUGCAAACCCUGCGUGGCAAGGAACUGCAAGACCAGAAGGCUGUGUUCAUCUUCCACGUCUAUCUUACCGCCAUCUGGACCAUCGGGCCUGUUUGCAUGAGCUUUCUAUCCAUCACAUCAUAUAUUUACUUCAAUGGAGGCAUCUCGCCGUCUACGGCGUUCACUGCGCUGUCGCUGUUUGAGAACUUGCAGAACGUUCUGAGCAUUCUCCCCGAGGUCGCUACUGAUCUUUUAGACGCGAGGGUCAGUUUGCGACGGAUUGCUCGUUUCCUCGGGCUUGAAGACCACGCUGAUGACCGGACACCUGGGCAUGAAAUAACUUUUAGCAAUGCGACAAUUACGUGGCCAACGCGCUCUGAGGAUGAAAAUGUAGAUCAGUUCCAGCUGAAGGACCUCAACCUCAAUUUCCCUUCCCAUGCACUCAGCGUCAUCGCCGGCCGCAGUGGUGCGGGAAAGUCGCUUCUGCUGCACGCUCUGAUCGGCGAAGCAGACGUCGUCAAAGGAGAUGUGGUUGUCCCCCAGGGCCAGCCUACUUCAGCUCCUCAAGGCCCGCAUGACUGGUUAGUCGAUGGCGUGGUGGCAUAUGUUUCGCAAGAUCCUUGGAUUGAGAACGCGACUAUCCGCGAAUCAAUUCUGUUCGGCCACCCCUGGAACAAAGCUCGAUACGACGAAGUCAUCGAAGCGUGUGCACUCCCGCCAGACCUGAAGAUAUUCCCCCAAGGCGACAUGACGGACAUCGGUGCCAAUGGAAUCAACCUCAGCGGUGGCCAGAAGUGGCGUCUUGCAUUGGCACGGGCCCUCUACAGCCGAGCCAGUAUUCUCGUGCUGGACGAUAUUUUUAGUGCCGUUGAUUCCCAUGUUGGGCGCCACCUAUACGAGCAGGCGCUGACCGGCAGCCUGUCCGAGGGGAGAACAAGGAUUUUGGCAACCCACCACGUGAAGCUGUGUGUCGAUAGUGCUGCGUACUUGGUGAAGCUGGAGAAUGGAAGCCCUGCUCCGCGAUACCUGGACGUCUCUGGUGACGAGUCUGCUACGACGGUAGACAGCUCCGAGACAUCUGAUAGCAGGCCCAAUUCACCGAAGCCGAGCAUCAAAUCGAGCGGUCGCCGGGAGUCUGUUUCGCAACCUAACAAGUUCUAUGAAGAGGAAAAGCGCGAGACUGGGGUUGUCAAUGCCAAGGUGUACAAGGCAUAUGUAAACGCCUCUGGAGGCUACUUACGCUGGGUCAUGAUUCUGGUUGUCCUAGUCCUCAUUCUCUUGCUUAACCUGGCAGUUACAUAUUGUGUUACGUUAUGGACACGGUCGUACGAAAAGUCCACCGACUCUUUGCUUGUGCAGCCUGGCAGUGGCAACGGCAUUCAAGUCUCCCAGCGAACGAAGCUUGACAAGCGUCUUGUAUACUAUGGCUCAAUCUAUCUUGGGAUUUCGGCCUGUGCAUGGGUUAUUGAAAUCGCCCGCAUCGCGAUAAUCCUACACGGCUCACUUAAAGCAUCCAAGGCAGUCUUCGAACAAUUCACCGCAGUCUUUUUACGUGCUCCGCUCCGCUUCCUGGAUACAACCCCCGUCGGCCAGAUCCUCAACAGAUUCACCUCCGAUUUUGGAACUCUUGACUCUGAUCUGGCUCUCGACCUGUCUACUACCAUCCAUGACAUGGUUUCCAUUCUUGGCGUCUUGGUGGCGGCUCUACUAACGGCCCCUCCCAUCGUCGGACUCGGCGUUCUUUGCCUCGCGGCUUCGUGGGGUGUUGGCUACUUUUACGUGACCGGUGCUCGAGAGGCGAAGAGACUGGAAAGUACUGCAAGGUCACCGAUAUUUGAGCUUGUCGGGUCCCUCCUGACUGGGUUGCCCACUAUUCGGGCCUUCGGACGCGAAGAGGCAUACCUGAAGCGGAUGUACGAUCUCAUCGAUGUGCAUUGCCAGGCACUCUGGCAUCGACGGCUGUUUACCUGCUGGAUGGAGUUUUGGCUGAGUUUAGUAGGCGCACUGUUCGUCGCCUCCGUAACAAUGACGUUCGUCGGUAUCCGCACGCUCGAUGCGCCCCUGGCUGGAUUCGCACUCAGCUUUUCACUCGACAUGUCGAGACAGAUCUCCUGGCUCUUGUCGCAGUACGCUGACCUCGAGGUCAACUUCAACGCCGCCGAACGUAUCAUCGAGUAUACGGAACUCGAACAGGAGCCUCAAACUGGUGUGGAUGUCCCCGCCGCCUGGCCGACGAAGGGCGAGGUUGAAUUGACUGACCUCACGGUCGCCUAUGCGCCCUCUCUCCCACCUGUGCUGCGCAAUCUCAACUUCUGUAUUCGGCAAGGCGAGCGCGUUGGCGUUGUCGGACGAACGGGUGCUGGGAAGUCCUCACUUGCCAUGACACUUCUGCGAUGUCUCGAUAUCCGCUCGGGUUCAAUUCACAUCGACGGGAUCGAUAUUGGAACUAUUAAACUCCACGACCUGCGCUCGCGUGUUGGCCUUAUUUCGCAAGACCCCGUUGUAUUUGCAGGGACAGUUCGCGAAGUCCUGGAUCCGUUCAAUCAGCAUGGUGAUGCCGAACUACGCGAUGCGUUGGAGAAAGUAGCCCUCUCUACGCCAAAUCAGGCCGCUUCUAUUUCCAACUCUGACUCUCCUGAAAUACAACCCUCGACGCCCUCGCAUAUCCCGCUCUCGUUUUCAAUUGCCGAGGGUGGUAAGAACCUUUCCCAAGGCCAGCGACAGCUCCUCUGCCUUGCGCGGGCUCUUGUCUCCCGUCCGAAAAUCCUUGUCAUGGAUGAGGCGACGGCAAGCAUUGAUAUGGAAUCUGAUAUCCUGAUCCAGCGCGCGCUGAGGGAGGAGAUAUCGGGGUGUACGCUGAUUGUUAUUGCGCACCGGCUGUCGACGAUUGCGGACUUUGAUCGUAUUGUUGUGCUUGAGAAGGGCGAGGUGGUUGAGAUGGAUAAACCCAGCAAGUUAAUGGGUAUUGCGGGUGGUGUUUUUAGAGGGCUUGUUGAGGGGAGUGGUGAGAGAGAUGCUAUAGAGGGGAUGAUAUUUGGAGGGUGA